GGAAACACACCCAAAAAUUUCACAUCACCAUCAGGAUUCACCAGCAAUGAACUCUCCUCUCAAGUUUGAGGUGUUUUCUUGUCUUCGGGUUUUGCUUGUUUAAAAGUUGACACAUGUAGUGGACAAGUUUGGAAUCGGAUUUGGGAUCGUCUACCAUGGAUUAUCUGCAACCUUUGAUUGAGUUUACGAUCAUCGUUCUUUUCCUAGCUGCGCAUUCAAAAGGUGAAACAUGGGGUUUGCAAGUCAACCGAAACGUCACUGCGGUGAAAGGCCAAAGUGUGACCAUCCCAUGUACGUUCAGUUACCCGCCGAAUCAGCACACGGGAAACCUACAGCUUUUCUGGAAACUGCCGGAGAAAUGCAGAUUUAAUACCUUCGACAGGGAUCGCCACGCAUUCAUUUAUCACCCCAAUAGCACAUUUGUGGUGGAGAGGUACCAAGGAAAGACCAGGCUGUUAGGAAAGAAAAGCGAAAAGAGUUGCACACUCAGGAUUCAAGAGUUAAUGGACAGCCGACUGGUUAUUUUCUUCAGGAUCAUUGCCAAGAAUGACAACUAUAGUUUUUAUGAACAAAGUGUCACGAUAUUUGCAUCAGAUGCUGCACAAGUCUCUCCUAAUCCAGGAAUUCUUUUCCCAACUUCAGCCUUCCCAAACGGUCAACAAUCUCCAAUGAACAGAGAUAAGUGGCGAACCAUCUACAUCUCCAUCUUUGUGCCGCUUGUGGCAGUCGGGAUCCUUCUCGCUGCUGGGUUUCUUGUUUGGAAAAAGCACAAUAGGUCACAAUCGUUUCUGAGGGGGGGCUCUGGACAUUAUGCAAACUUUAGUAGAGCAUCUCCAAACCCGCCGACGAGAGAAGAAAAUCACAACAAACAAGACAAUAAAAAUCUUCCAGACGGGAAGGUUGUGGAGGAACCGGUUUAUGUUAAUGUGCAGCAAGCGUCAUGUCAGACGGACGCACGAGGAGGGGAUCACGACAUAUAUGAAAAUGUGUCUUAUAUGACUAAAUAACACAAUCGAGUCUUCCUUUUUGGCCAUGAAAAUGGAUAGGUGUAAGAUUAAUAUAUGAAUCAAGACAA
Syngnathus typhle (broad-nosed pipefish) is the source of this 1075-nucleotide messenger RNA. Its product is annotated as sialoadhesin-like. NCBI's taxonomy places the organism in Eukaryota, Metazoa, Chordata, Actinopteri, Syngnathiformes, Syngnathidae. The record is from RefSeq and is a predicted model, not a curated record. The coding region runs from base 156 to 1007 and encodes 283 amino acids. The transcript is spliced from 8 exons.